CACUCAAUCUUUUCUCUUUCGUCCCACUCCAUUUUCACAUCUCCCCUCAAAAAAAUAGAUUCUUGUAUUCUCCAAUUGAUGGAACAUAAACUUUUCUUAAGCUGUUAUGAAUUAAUUGUUCCACUUUUCUUGCUAAUUUGCUCUCUUAUUAUUGUGAUAAUUAUUUUGAUAACUUCUAUAUUACUCAAAAGAAGAUAUUUUCAUUGUAAGUGUGAUAUAUGUCAUACUUAUGUUACUUCCAAUUGGUCCAAAAAGUUUCCAAAUAUAUGUGAUUGGUACACCCAUCUCCUUCAAAACUCCCCCUCUAAGACCAUUCAUAUACAUGUCUUAGACAACAUAAUCACAGCCAAUCCUAAGAACGUCGAGUAUAUGUUAAAGACCAAUUUCAACAAUUAUCCUAAAGGAAAACCCUUCUCCACUAUCUUGGGUGAUCUCUUAGGGCAUGGAAUCUUUAACGUUGAUGGUGAUGCAUGGAGAUUUCAGAGGAAGAUGGCGAGCCUCGAGCUUGAUAGGUACUCGGUCCGAUCAUAUUCCUUCCAGGUGGUGAAGGAGCAAAUAGACAACCAUCUUUUGCCCUACCUUUAUGCAAAAAUGGAUGGCCAAAUAGUAGAUUUGCAAGAGAUUUUUAGGGCAUUCUCACUUAGCACAAUCUCAAAAUUCUCCUUUGGUGUGAAAAUUGAGCCACUACAUGACAUUGUUAGUCCCUUCAAAGACUUCUCUUCUUCUUUUGAUCUAGCAACCAAGCUCUCAGCUAAACGAGCACUAGAGGUAUGCUCGAUUUCUUGGAGGCUAAAACGGUUUCUAGGCAUAGGAGAAGAGAAGAAUCUAAGAGACGCCAUAAAAGAAAUUGAUGUCAUAGCCAUGGAAGUCAUCAAACAAAGGCGUAAGAAACUAAGCUCAUCACCUUCUUUAAUAAUCCAUGAAGAAGAAAACAACCUCCUUUCAAGAUUUAUGAAAAGUAGUGUAAAGGAUAAUGAUCAAUAUCUUAGGGACAUCAUUGUUAGUUUCUUACUAGCAGGCCGAGAUUCAGUGGCAUCAGCUCUAACCAGCAUUUUCUUGUUAAUGGCUCAACAUCCUCGAGUCGAAUUCGCCAUCUUAUUAGAGGCAAAUAGAGUUCUUGGACAAGGCCAACAACAACAUGUUUCCUCAUAUGAUCAAUUAGGUGAACUAAACUACCUACAAGCAGUAAUUUUUGAGAGUAUGAGGCUUUAUCCACCUGUUCAAUUUGACUCAAAAUAUGCUCUAAACAAUGAUGUUUUCCCUGAUAAGAUCACCAAAGUGAUGAAAGGAACUAGGGUUACUUACCAUCCAUAUGCUAUGGGAAGAAUGAAACAAAUAUGGGGUAAAGAUUGUUUGGAGUUUAACCCUGAAAGAUGGCUCAAAGAUGGGGUGUUUAUGCAUGAAAAUGCUUUCAAGUAUCCUGUUUUUCAAGCUGGUGUUAGGGUUUGUUUGGGUAAAGAAAUGGCACUAAUGGAGAUCAAAUGUGUUGUUCUUUCUCUUCUAAAAGAGUUUCAUUUUCAGUUACCAAACACUUCUUAUUGCCAAACUCCACGCUUCUCCACUGGUUUAACUGCUAGCUUUAGUGGUGGAUUGCCUGUCACUUUUUGUACAAGGGAAAAGAUGUAGUAAUAUCUUGAACAAGUUAACAAUGUUGUUUAUAGAUAUAGAAAUACUUGUAUGUAUGUGAAUGAUGCCAAAUCAUGCAUCUGGAUUCCUAGGUAUGCAAAUAUUUGGAAUCUGAAUUAUCAUUUGCAAUUUGCAAAUGACAGCUA
This is a messenger RNA of Beta vulgaris subsp. vulgaris (sugar beet), 1772 nucleotides long. RefSeq names its product cytochrome P450 94C1. Gene Ontology annotation, molecular function: heme binding; oxidoreductase activity, acting on paired donors, with incorporation or reduction of molecular oxygen; iron ion binding. The record is from RefSeq and is a predicted model, not a curated record. The transcript has 2 exons. NCBI's taxonomy places the organism in Eukaryota, Viridiplantae, Streptophyta, Magnoliopsida, Caryophyllales, Amaranthaceae. Bases 79 to 1626 code for a protein of 515 amino acids.